Molecule: messenger RNA, 1135 nt
Organism: Strigops habroptila (Kakapo)
Lineage: Eukaryota; Metazoa; Chordata; Aves; Psittaciformes; Psittacidae
Gene: MYL3
Product: myosin light chain 3
Exons: 7
Coding region: 71-652 (193 amino acids)
Cellular component (GO): myosin II complex
Molecular function (GO): calcium ion binding
Source: RefSeq, a predicted model, not a curated record
GCCACCUCUUUCCUGUCUGUCUGUCUGUCUCCUUCCCUCCUUUUCUAAAGCAGCUCACCAGCAAACCAACAUGGCUCCAAAGAAGCCUGAACCUAAGAAGGUAGAACCUAAGAAGGAAGAACCCAAACCGGCACCUAAACCAGCAGAACCAGAACCCCCAAAAGAAGUUGAAUUUAACCCUGCUUCUGUCAAAGUUGAAUUCACCCCUGAUCAGAUCGAAGAAUUUAAGGAAGCAUUCUCACUCUUUGACCGGACUCCUAAAUCUGAGAUGAAAAUCACAUACGCACAAUGCGGAGAUGUCUUGAGAGCUUUGGGGCAGAAUCCCACCCAGGCUGAGGUCUUGAAAGUGCUUGGCAGGCCCAAACCAGAAGACAUGAACUCCAAGAUGAUUGACUUUGAGACCUUCUUGCCCAUGCUCCAGCAUAUUGCUAAGACAAAAGACACAGGCACCUAUGAGGACUUCGUGGAGGGUCUGCGUGUGUUUGACAAAGAGGGAAACGGUACAGUGAUGGGAGCUGAACUCCGCCACGUUUUGGCUACGCUGGGUGAGAGGUUGACUGAAGAGGAAGUUGAUAAGCUAAUGGCUGGUCAGGAAGAUGCCAAUGGCUGUAUCAACUAUGAAGCUUUUGUGAAGCAUAUCAUGGCUAACUGAAUGCCAGGACAAGAUAGGAGCUGAGAACCCCAGAUGCUGGCCUUGGAUUUCAAUGUAAUGGAAUGUCUUCUCAUUUUUCAGUCUGGAUUCUCAUUACAGAGCUACAAAAUAUGCUGUCCCUAAAGUUAUUUGGAUAAAUGUUUUUUUGUUUGCUUUAUCUUGUUUCUUCAUGGGAAAAGGGUUGCCUCUGUGGAGAUUCAAUACCCUUAGGAAACUGAAGAGACUGGAAUUUGAACUCUGAAUACCUGAGCAUUGUAAUUUAUUUCUGAUAUAGAAGAAAGAUUAACAGCAAUAGAAAAUUCUUAAGAGAGAGGAGAAAAAGGGAGUAAUUUUUUUCCUGACUAAAUAAAUAAAAAAAUUAGUUUGUCAUUUAGCCAUAUCCCUCCCAUAUUCCUUCAAAAAUAAAGGGACUUUUAUCUUUGUCUUGUAUUUGUAAAAAAAAAAAAAAAAGCUGAAAGAGAGUAAAGGAGAAAAGAAACUAAA